UGCGUGGUCGCGUGGAGUUUAGAAUAUUUGAGGUUAGGUUCCGUAACUAAACGUGUUUGCUGGUUUGUGUCGUGUUUUUAUUUUUCCAAUUGUCAUAUAUGCAUUUUAUUUAAAAAAUAAGAAUGCUUUCUUCAUCCGAUGAUGAAAAUUCUGAUUCGAAUCCAGAAUUUAAAGUAAAUAAUGAAUAUGCAAAGAAUUACAAUAAGUGGCGACAGAAAGAAGAAUUACACAAAUUAAAACAACGUUAUGGUGAAGAAUCAUGCAACCUGGAUAAUUUGAGUGAUAAUUCCUCAAGCGAUACAUCAGAGGACGAUGAUGAAGUCGAGGUGUCAGAAAAAUUUGAAGACGAUUUCUUUAAAGUACUGGCUUAUUUAAAAAGUGAAGAUCCAAAAAUUCACGAUGAGAAAGUAUCGUUUUUUAAUGACACUAAAAAUCUUGAGGAAGGUAAAGAAAAUAAGAAAAAGAAAUUAAAGAAAGAAAAAGCUGUAACAUUAAGAGAUUUUGAGCGUAAAAUUAUUCUUGAAAGAGGAGGUAAAUAUAGUGAUAGUGAAGAUGAAACUGGACCUAAAGAACAAAGUAAAAAUGGUCUCACAUAUGUUGAAGAGCAAAAUGAAAUAAAAAAUAGUUUCAAAGCUGCUGUAGAAGAUGAUGAAGAAGAUGAAAAUUUACUAGUUGUGAAAGAAAAGUCUGAAGAACAAAUUCGAAAAGAAGAAACUAGGAAAAAAUGGCUUAAAGGACAAGAAGUUAACAUUGAUCCCCAAGACGAAGUUUUAAAACCAAUUCGAGAUUUUUGGGCAAAUCCAAAUUUAGAUCCAGGUGAAAAAUUCUUGCGCGAUUAUAUUUUAGAUAAAAAGUAUAUGGAUAAAAAUGCAUCAGAUUUUGAUCGUGACUACGAUCAUAUGAUACACGAUAGUGAUGAAAAUUUAUCAGAAGACGAACAAAAUAUUGAACGUCAAGAAGAAUUUGAAUAUAAAUAUAAUUUUCGAUUUGAAGAACCCGAUCAAGAGUUUAUUAAAAGAUAUCCUCGAACAUUGGAAAAUUCAUUGAGGAAAAAAGAUACGCGUAGAUCGGAAAAACGUGCCGAAUUAAAAAAACGAAAAGAUGAUGACAAACUUCGAAAAAAAGAAGAACUUAAAGAGUUGAAAGCUUUAAAACGAAAGGAAAUUGAGGAAAAAUUAGAGAAGUUGAAGGAAAUCACUGGGAAUGAUGAUUUCGGUAUAAAAAUUGAAGACUUGGAAGGUGAUUUUGAUCCAAAUGAAUAUGAUCAAAAAAUGGGAAAAAUGUUUAACGAUGAUUUUUACACUGUACCCGAAAAUGAUAUAAAGCCACAAUUUCCUGAAAUUGACGAAGAAAUAAAUGAUUUUAAUAAUUAUGUGGAUGAUGGAAACGAUUAUUACAAUGAAGAACCUAAUUGUGAAGAUGAUAAUUUUAACAUGGAUGCUGAUUAUGAUCCAUCAGUAGAUAAUAAAUCAAAACGAGAGGACUCGAAAAAGAAGAAAAAGGGACGAAAUAAAAACAUUGAACUUCCUAAAGAAAAACCGAAAUUUGAUCCUGAAAUUCAUUCAACAUAUCAAGAGUACAUUGAUCGCUAUUAUGCUUUGGACUAUGAAGAUAUGAUUGGCGAUAUUCCUUGUCGAUUUAAGCUUAGAAAAUCAAUUCCAAAUGAUUAUGGUCUAACGGUAGAAGAGAUUUUAUUCGCCGACGAUAAAGAACUAAAUAAGUGGUGUUCUUUGAAAAAAGCUCUUGAAUUUAAAUCAGAAGAAAGUGAAAAGAAUGAGAUAUUUAAAUUUCAACAAAAGGCCAGAAAUGAAACUCUUAAGAAGAAGAUAUUAAAAAGCGUGUACAGUCCUGAAGAAGAAACUGAAGAGCAGGAAUCUACGAUUCCAACAGAGCAAACUAAAAAGAAAAGAAGGAAAAAGAAAAAAGGAAAGGCGCCUGAAAAUGGAAUUUCAAAUUCUCCAGAGCCUUCGACAUCAAAUAAACAAAAUAAUCUUCAAGUUUCAGAGACAUUAUUAUCAAAAUCUGAAAAACGUAAACAUAGCGAUGUUUUCAAAGAAAAAAAUGAAGAUAUCCUUUUCAAGAAAAUGAAGAUAAAUAAAAAUCAAAGCAAAUUGAAUAAUAUACAUGAUACAGUGAUUAAGAAAAUAGAAAAUGUUCCUAGUAAGAAAAAGAAGAAAGGAAAUCAACAAGAAAAUUUAAAUGAUUCAAAAUUGAAUACAAUUGUUGAGUCGAAGAGUAAAAUGAAUAAUGAUGAACGUCAACCUAAAAAGAAGAAAAUUAAAAAUAAUACAAAUUUAAAUGAUAGUACACAAAGUGGAAUUACUGAAGCAAACGAUGAUAAAGACAAUACAAAACAGACAGUAAAUGAUAAAAAGAAAAAGAUUCAAAAUAAUGUUUCAAUUAAUGAGGUAAAAGAGGAAAUGACAAACAAUAAUAAGGAUGACAAUAAAUCUGAAAAAUAUGAAAAAAUAAUGAGAAAGAAAGAAAACAGAAGAAAAAAAUUAGAAAAGAAACAAAAAUACUUAAAAUUAAAAAAUACGUUGGCCAAACUAGAAUCUACAGAAAAUCCAUUAAAUGAAUUAAGUGCAGAUCGAUUAAGAGCAUUUGGUACUAAUCCUAAGAAAUUUAAAAAUCGUUUAAAGUACGGAAAUAAGAAUUCAGUUUCUUAAACGCUGUUACUUUUGCAAAAUAAGAAUUAUUAAUGAAUUUUGUACAAUUGUUUGACUAUAAUGAUUUUUGUAAAAAAUAGUUAAAAUGUUUUUUUAUAUAAAUAAAUAUAGUUUAUAUUGUA
Messenger RNA from Leptopilina boulardi, 2791 nucleotides. Its product is annotated as protein KRI1 homolog. The transcript has 7 exons. The record is from RefSeq and is a predicted model, not a curated record. NCBI's taxonomy places the organism in Eukaryota, Metazoa, Arthropoda, Insecta, Hymenoptera, Figitidae. Gene Ontology annotation, biological process: endonucleolytic cleavage in ITS1 to separate SSU-rRNA from 5.8S rRNA and LSU-rRNA from tricistronic rRNA transcript (SSU-rRNA, 5.8S rRNA, LSU-rRNA). Gene Ontology annotation, cellular component: nucleolus; 90S preribosome. Bases 123 to 2669 code for a protein of 848 amino acids.